Molecule: messenger RNA, 2542 nt
Organism: Spinacia oleracea (spinach)
Lineage: Eukaryota; Viridiplantae; Streptophyta; Magnoliopsida; Caryophyllales; Amaranthaceae
Product: CDPK-related kinase 5
Exons: 10
Coding region: 298-2175 (625 amino acids)
Biological process (GO): protein phosphorylation
Molecular function (GO): ATP binding; protein kinase activity
Source: RefSeq, a predicted model, not a curated record
UCCUUUAUUUUUCUUCUUUUUUUUCCCUUUUUCUUUCUCUCUCUAACACUUGACCCUUUUUUUUUUUCCAGUUUGUGAUUUGUCUCCAUAAAAAUUUCCACUCAAACUCUAAACACCACCACCUCACACCAGACACCAAUAGUAGACUAGUAGUAGUGGGAGAAACCUCAAUUCCUUUCUCUCUCUCCUGCUUGAUAACUCAGCAAUGGCGUUCACACUCUGACAGGAAUACCACAGUUUCAGGUUAACUGAAUUAAAAAAAGAGGGAGGAGGGUAAAAUAAAGGGAAAAAAGAAAAAUGGGUAUGUGUACUUCUAAACCACCGCCGGAAACCUAUCAUUCCGAUCCAAAACCACCGGAAGAUGGAACUAAUCAGCAACCUCCCCCGAGAAAUUCCGUCGAAAGCCAGACAAAAAAAUCCCCGUUUUUCGGGAUCUACAGUCCCAGUCCAGCUCACUACCUAUUCUCAAAGAAAUCACCUCUAUGGUCUCCCGCUACAAAUGCGAGUUCAAAUUCAAAUCCCAACACCCCGAAACGUUUCUUCAAACGGCCGUUUCCUCCGCCUUCCCCGGCGAAACACAUAAAAGCUGUUCUCGCGAGAAGACAGGGGACAGUGAAGCCUAACAGCAGCGGCGUCGGGGGUUCGAUUCCCGAGGGAAGUGAAAGUGGUGGUGGUGCAAGUGGCGUGGGUUUGGAUAAAAGAUUUGGAUUUUCCAAGCAUUUUGGGGAUAAGUAUGAAGUUGGUGAAGAAGUUGGGCGAGGGCAUUUUGGGUAUACUAGGGUUGCUACCGCUAAAAAGGGUGAUUUGAAGGGCCAACAAGUCGCUGUUAAGAUCAUCCCCAAAACCAAGAUGACCACGGCUAUUGCUAUUGAAGAUGUUAGGAGGGAGGUAAAAAUCUUAAAAGGCCUUGCUGGACAUGGCAAUCUCAUAAAAAUUUACGAUGCAUAUGAAGACAAUGAUAAUGUUUACAUAGUGAUGGAGUUGUGUCGAGGAGGGGAGUUACUGGACAGAAUACUUUCAAGGGGUGGGAAAUACUCAGAAGACGAUGCCAAGGCUGUGUUAAUUCAGAUUUUAAAUGUUGUCUCAUUCUGCCACCUGCAAGGGGUGGUACAUCGAGAUCUCAAACCAGAGAAUUUCCUCUUUAUGUCAAAGGACGAAGAUUCAUCAUUGAAGGCCAUUGACUUUGGCUUGUCAGAUUUUGUUAAACCAGGUUUGUCAUUUUAUUUCUUACGCUUUUGCAAAUGGGUUGUCCUCCAAAUCUGUAAUAUGUACUCGUAUAUUGCAGAUGAGAAGUUAAAUGACAUUGUUGGGAGUGCAUAUUAUGUUGCCCCAGAAGUUCUACACAGAUCUUAUACCACAGAGGCUGAUGUUUGGAGCGUGGGUGUAAUUGCAUAUAUUCUACUGUGUGGAAGUAGACCAUUCUGGGCACGUACAGAAUCUGGUAUCUUUAGAGCUGUCCUGAAAGCUGAUCCAAGUUUUGAUGAACCACCUUGGCCUUCUUUGUCCUUGGAGGCGAAAGACUUUGUCAAGCGCAUGCUAAACAAAGAUCCAAGAAAACGAAUUACUGCUGCUCAAGCUCUAUGCCAUCCCUGGCUUAGAAAUCAAGGAGAAGUAAAAGUUCCUCUUGAUAUACUCGUCUUCAAACUUCUUAAGAUUUACAUGCGUUCGUCUUCUCUUCGCAAAGCUGCUUUGAAGGCUCUGUCGAAAACAUUGACAGUUGAUGAACUUUUUUACUUAAAGGAGCAGUUUUCACUACUGCAACCUAGCAAAAACGGAACAAUAAGUUUGGACAAUAUUAAAGAGGCCUUGAUGAAAAAUGCAACAGAUGCCAUGAAGGAGUCACGUGCUCAUGAAAUUUUGACCUCUUUAACUGCACUUCAGUAUAGAAAAAUGGAUUUUGAGGAAUUCGGUGCAGCUGCCUUAAGUGUGUAUCAACUCGAAGCUCUUGAAAGAUGGGAUCAGCAUGCUCGUUGUGCCUAUGAACUUUUUGAGAAGGAUGGUAACAGACCCAUCAUGAUUGAAGAGCUAGCUUCAGAGCUUGGGCUGGGGUCGAACAUACCAGUUCAUGCUGUCCUUCAUGAUUGGAUUCGGCAUACUGAUGGGAAGCUGAGCUUUCUUGGUUUUGUCAAACUACUACAUGGAGUGUCAUCCAGGACUCUCAUUAAACCUCAUUAAAGAUGUACAAUUAUCAUCAUUUGUGGUGCCUCUUAUUAUCGUGGUUUUGUUUCAAGCAAGUGCCGUGUUGACUCAUGCCUAGUGUUCUUCUCGGUGUUGAAUCUUCUGUGGGGGUUGAACGAGGAGCCUGUAACUGGCGAAAACAACAGAGUUGAGUUUUGUAGGUCAGCUCAGUAACAGGAAUUAGGUUAAUUGUGUCUGACCACAAAAUGGAAUGUAUACACCGAUUGUUGUUCAAAGCCAGGGUAAAAAUGCGAUUCAAUUUUCGCAACCAUAUCCUGUAUUUUCAUUGCCAACAACAGAGUUGAGUAUGUUAUAUGGGUUGUAUCCAUAUCCUUCAAGAAUAUAAAAAUAUCACUUGCACAAA